AUGGACAAGUUUGUUACUGUCGUCAAGCCAUCAACCGGUCGUGGCAUGGAUAACGACAAGCAGAAGCAACGGGCAACAUACAAGUAUAACCCAUACGGCGUAAGCAAAGCAAACGAGAGGAAGUUCGAGCAGUGGAAAGACAAGAAGAGGACCGAAAAGAUCGUUGCUCCUUUAUUGAAGAAUGGUGCUAAGACCUCUGGGUCUGCACUCACAAAACAUCUUCUGAACACACUGACGGACCAAUCAAAUCCUAUCACUCACUCUGACAUGUACCAACGCUCAGAUCAUAUCACUUCAGCAGCAACAGGCCACCAGCGCUCCGAUGGUCGAGGACAUCAGAAGAAUUAUUGGGAAUUACGCACCAGCAAACUUGCCGAACAGCUCCCCGUACGAUCAACCAGCUCCGAAACCAAAGUGUUGCAGAAUGUCUCCGUGUACAUCAAUGGAUAUUUGAACGAUACAACGGAUAUUGAAAUGAAAAGAAUUGUUACGUUGGCAGGCGGCAAUGUCAAACAUACAGCCGCGGGUGCCACGCAUAUUCUUACCUCACAGCAACUAAGUGCAUGCAAGACGCAUAAGCUACUCACGACUCGUAGCAAGACAAGAAUGUGCGUCGUCAAGCCGGAAUGGGUAAUGGAUAGCAUCAAGGCUGGAAUGCGGCUGCCAGAGAGAGAAUAUUCGGUUAUCGAAGACAAAACAGUCAUGAGUUUGACGGAGAUGUUAGGAGCUGGUUCAACUUCUCGUUCGUGCUAUCCUCCUUCUGCUGCACUUUUAGCCGCUGGCCAAGAGUACCUUCCCAAUUCCCAAGAGCUGUCACGGUUGACGUAUUAUGCCUCUAAUCGUCCUGGAAAAAUAAACAAGCUGAGCAACGAACUGGAGAAGAAAGCGAGGGCAGAUUGCAGAAAGGCACAAGCUGGAAACACUCGGGCACGAGCGACGUUACUUAUCACACUGUACAUCUUCAAAGCACUGGCAACGGAAUGUCGUCGCGACAUAUCCUUGCUUACUUCCUCUCUUAUGUCGGCAGUGAAGAUAACACUCUGCGCACUAUCGUCGGACCUCGAAGUUGCAGCUAGAGCGGCCAAUGUGUUCACUGCUUGGACCACGUUCACCGACGGGCAUCUCAUUGGAGUAGACAGGGAUGUCACGCAAGACUAUCUAGCAUGUCUAGAGAGCUUUUCCGCGAUGGGCACGAAAAGGUCGGAUGACGCGGAGAUCCGGAACAGGACACGGCUUGUGGGCUUAGCUGCACUUACGGCCGCUGUAAAUUCAGAUGCACUGUUCCAUUCAAUCACUCAGUUCAAGACCCAAGUGUCUACGAUGAUGCCUGCACUGUUGGCACCUCUGCUGGAAGUCGAUACUAAUCUUUUGGAGUUUGAAGCGAUAGAAGUUAAGGAACAACCAACCUCUACACUUCUUGACGAGUUUCAGACACUCCCCGCGUUGGAGAGACGCGCCGCAUCUAUCCAUCUGCACGUAGAUGGUGACAAGGGGCCUUCUUCUGGGGAUGUGACGAAUACAUCGCUACGUGCCCUCUCUUCAUUAUUGGCCCACUCAAACGGCAGUCAGGUUUCGACAAUUAUGACAGCUGCUCUGGAAUUUUUAGACGACUCCGGAGGCUGGGGCAAAGUCAACAAUUGCCAGUGGUUUGCGGAAAAGGGCGCGGAAUGGACCCAAUACCAGUAUCGGUAUGCAGUUCCAACACGGCUCGUGGAGUGUCUUAUCGAAAGUCAAGAUGCGCCACAGGCUACUUCGCGCCACAGCACCUUACUGGCUAUGAUCACCGCUGUUUUCAUCUCACCUGUUCCACUGGUUAAUCUGUCGACAUCCGAUAUCAUCUCAAGCCUUAUCACACUGAUCUUCCGGAGAAUUUCCAUUGAGCCGCAGGACGGGUUGCUCUCACCACUCGUGGAAUGUAUAGCCUCGCUGGGGACACAUGUUUACUAUGCCGAUCAGAUUCAGGACCUUGCUGGAGAGCUGAUCAGUAGGCUCGUGUUGGUCAACACAAACGGACUUCCGGGAAGGGCCACCUUUGAAAAGGGUCGUGUACAAGCUGUGCGGUGUCUACUGUCUGGUCUGCUAGGCCUCCUUCAUUCUGCAGAUAUGCAUGACGCAGCCGACACGAAUGAGACAGAUGACAAGAAAGAAAUCCGUACGACUAGCACUAGUCCGAAUCCCCCUUCCUCCUCAAACCCUGCUCUCCGUGAGGCGCAUGUUCGACCUUCCCGGCGUACAAGAAUUUCACCCGAAAUAUGGCAUGACACCCUCGUUUUACUCUGCGAUCAUGAAUACACCGUACGAGCUGAUUACGCCGUUGCGCUCGUCUCAUAUUUGCGGAACGAGAUCCCAAGAUUGGGCGAGCAGGCGGAUUCAGAUGGCAUCAAACGCCUCCGACCACUCCAGGAAGGUCACUCAGAACUGUCAAACACCAUGACCGCUAUGAUAUACGGUGACGCUACCACGAGGUUCCUGAAUGCGCUGCAUGCGUAUGCGUAUGCGUUGAUUACCUCAUCCGCCAUUGGCUUUCACCGUGGUUCUCCUUCGUCAUCUCCCGAACGUCACAUCGAUGGAAAUGCGUCCGCAGCUCGAGACGAGAGUGCUAGCGGGGAAUCUCCACGCUCCCGUGACAACAUUCGAAACUCGACGAACGUCACAACGAGCUCCCGCAAAACUUCGAUUAUUCUUCGUGCGCUGCAGAAGGUACCGACACGUUUGUCGCCAACCUCUCCUCCCGCUUCCACCCUGUCGGACUACGGCAAUGUGCUCGCUAUACUCACUGCAGUCCACGAGAGUCUUCCCUUGCGAGCACUUCUGACUGGUACUCCGAUGUUGUUGGCACUCGACAGCGCAAGUCGCAUAGACGGUGACACCACCGCGCCAAACCUUCCGCUGUUCAAAGCAGUCAAGCAGGUGGUCGACAAAGCAUGGGUAACAAUUGGCAAGGUGUGGAGUUGUUCGGAGGUGGUAGCGAUGGCUGAACAGCACAUGUCCGCCGUCGCAGAACUGUUUCUGCCAAGUCUCCCGGACAUGCAGCCCAGCACUUUUGAACUUCCACGGAAACCUAUUCUCUUCACGAGUGAAGCAUCAAGUAGUGGAACGUUGACUUGCCUGGACACUCAAGCGUUGCUAAUAGCACUGGCGUCGAACCCCAAUGUGCAAGAAGCUACCGGUCUGGAUCAACAAAGCUUACUGCGCAGACUCGCUAUGCCAUGGACCGCUGAAUCUGCUUUCAGAGAGUCGCUGGAGACUAGACCCAACUACGAUGCUCUUCAAGAUGCCCUUUCCCCGUUGAUUAAGGUGGCGCCGACGCUUAUGCACAUCGAGAAUCUGUCACUGCAGAGUCUUGCACGCUCGACACGAGGGAUGGGUGUCACCGAUCUGAGGGAGGCGUUGGAGGGCCGCAGCAGUGUCUCAAAUCCCAACCUAGUGAACGCAGCACCAUCGAUAUCGACUCUCGACCAUACAUCGUCCAUGAUGCCGGGUGAUUCACCUUACAAACUCACACCAACGCGGUCUCGGCCACAACGAAACAAGCUGGCUGGUCCAGAAGUUCGCGACAUGUUGAACAAGCUCGGCAUUGGUAACAAGCAAAACGGAACCUCACAGUUGAAGUCGUCCUUCCCUUCCCUACAGAAACCACGACAACUCUCACCUGCGUUUAGUCCACCAUACAAAACAUAG
Sparassis crispa is the source of this 3681-nucleotide messenger RNA. Its product is annotated as Protein EFR3. Lineage: Eukaryota; Fungi; Basidiomycota; Agaricomycetes; Polyporales; Sparassidaceae. The record is from RefSeq and is a predicted model, not a curated record. The transcript is spliced from 12 exons. Gene Ontology annotation, biological process: protein localization to plasma membrane. The coding region runs from base 1 to 3681 and encodes 1226 amino acids.